Messenger RNA from Eruca vesicaria subsp. sativa (arugula), 1161 nucleotides. NCBI's taxonomy places the organism in Eukaryota, Viridiplantae, Streptophyta, Magnoliopsida, Brassicales, Brassicaceae. The record is from the annotation of a GenBank genome assembly.
AUGGAUGCUUGUUUUCUUACCUCAAGAACAAUCUCUGGUGUUAAAGAGAUUGUUCCGUUCACCAAAACCAGAAUCUUUUCUUGCCCCAAGAGAAACUCUUGCCAGUUUCUCACCAGGAAGGUUGCUGCUCCGAUCUCUAUAAAAUGUUCUCUCUCGGAUUCAUGGAAGCCACUGGAGGAUGAUACUGAUCUAUUAAAGGAUUGUGUCAACAACUCUACAGCAGAUGCUGACUGGAAAGUGUUCAGGGCAAGGCUUGUAGCUGGGGAACAAGCUGCAACCUCUGAGAAAGACUCCUCCUCUUGUUCUAACUUAAACACACUUGGAAACAAAUGGGCACACAAGAUCACCGAGCCAGAGACAGGAUGUCUCCUUGUUGCAACAGAGAAGCUAGAUGGAGUCCAUAUUUUCGAAAAGACGGUGGUUCUCAUCCUCUCUGUUGGACCCUCAGGUCCUAUAGGAGUCAUCCUGAACCGUCCAUCGCUUAUGUCAAUCAAGGAGACCAAGUCAAACGUGGCGGGAACGUUUUCAGACAAGAGACUCUUCUUUGGUGGACCAUUGGAAGAAGGGUUGUUCCUGGUGAAUCCAAGGGACGGAGGAGACAACGAGGUUGAGAAGAGUGGAGUGUUCAGACAAGUGAUGAAAGGACUGUACUAUGGAACGAGAGAGAGUGUAGGGUUGGCUGAAGAGAUGGUGAAGAGGAAGUUGGUGGGAAGAAGUGAGCUAAGAUAUUUUUAUGGGUGUUGUGGUUGGGAAAAAGAGCAGUUGAAAGCAGAUAUUUUGAGAGGGCAUUGGACAGUAGCUGCUUGUAGCUCAAGUGUUGUUGAGCUUGGUUCAGGUGACCAAAGUCAUGUUCUCUGGGAUGAGGUUCUUGGUCUUAUUGGUCCUCAAAUUAGAUCUGUUAUCUAAACUUUUGUUUUAUGUAGCAUAAGUUACUUCUGAACAACUUAAUAUAGAGAAUGGAUUAACCAACCAAUUUUCCAAAAAAUCCAUUUAAGCAUCGUCUAGUUAUAAGCAAAACGAUUUUUUCUUAUGACUAUGAGUAUGUUUCUACUUUCUCCUUUAGUUGUCUGUAUAGUCUGUCUUGGUUAAAACAUGUUCCAACAAGAAACAUAAGUUGACAAAAAAGAAAAGAAGAAGGUGUUUAUGUUGCAUAGGAUGAGU